CGCUCCACCAUGCCCACCAACUCGAAAACGAUAUCUGUGAACGGGAGACAAUACAAACUGUCCGAAUUCCUGCCAGAGAUGACCUCGUUGGCAGACAUGCUGGCCAAGAACGCGCAUCUGACGCCAGAAACGGCACUGCCUCCUGACACUGAUUUUUCCGAUGUGGACCACCAAGAGGUGUAUGCCCAGAUUGGCGCCCUGGGAGUAUUGCCACGGGAAGCGCUGGACAUCUUCUCAAGUGUGUUUGCCGCGGCUCAUCUCCCUAACCUCGCUGCUGCAUUGCGCCGACUGUCCGCUGUGACCCAGCCGCGCGCGAUGACCGCAACGAUGCAUAUAUUCAGUCUGAUCCCCGACCCGAAGCACCAGCCAUACUUGCGCAAGUUUCUGCGGAACACCGACGCCUCAAAGGGCCUGGGAAACAUCAUUGCGGACGGGCUUAUUCGUGGGCUGACCUGGGGCGCCCCUGCUGGCUUCGAUGCGCACUGCACGCUGAUUAUUCAUACGCUGUUCUGGUGCGACCCCACCGGCGACGACGGCAAGGCCUCCAUCGAUGCUGAGAUCCGUGACAAACUCGCCAAGGUGUUAGACGAUAUACUCGCCCGGGAGGAUGUCCAGGCCAUCCCGCGUGUCAAGCGUGUUGACAUCGAGCGUUUGCGGGGACUGCUGGACCCCGUUGAGGCCAUGCCUGCCGCGCAUUUCCUCGACUCGACGCGGCAGCACUUGGAGGGCCAGGUGGACAUGUGUGCAGGCGAUUCGCUGGAGCGCAUGUGUGACGAAGAGCCUGCGCUCGUCUGCUCGCGAUGCAAAGUCGUCAAGUAUUGUGGGGCAGCCUGUCAGAAUUGGCAUUGGAAGCACGGACACAAGGCGCAUUGCCACCCGACGAACUAUUGA
Messenger RNA from Mycena indigotica, 891 nucleotides. Its product is annotated as MYND-type domain-containing protein. Lineage: Eukaryota; Fungi; Basidiomycota; Agaricomycetes; Agaricales; Mycenaceae. Bases 10 to 891 code for a protein of 293 amino acids. The record is from RefSeq and is a predicted model, not a curated record. The transcript has 2 exons.